GGCCCGGGACCAUGGGCAAGAAGCGAGAGGGGCUGAGCGUGGCCUGGGAGAUUGAUGAACUGGAGGAAAAGCUGUCACUUUGCAGACAGAGCAUGGAGGAAGUAGAUCUCAAACUGCGCAGGGAGAAGCUCAGCCAUGAAGGAAGAAAGUUACUGGAGAGAGAGAGAAACCUACUAAUGACCAAAGCUGACAACUAUGAGAAAGAACUGAGUGUGCUUCGUAAAGAAAAUCGCAAGAAUGCUGCCCUUGCUGUGGCCAUGGUGUUGUUGAUUGCUCUUAUUUACACCUGCUGGACAAUGUGAUUGCACUCAAGAAUUCUCCCUGCUGACCAAAUGAUUCUAUUGCGAGGAGCUCUUCCUUCUCACCACUGCACCUUUCCUGAGGGUGAGGAUCAGCAUUUCAGACUGCUGUUCUUGUUUAUUUUCUCAAAGCCUCACCUUAGGGAAGCUAAAAUUUUCUCAGAGAACUGAGGAAGCAAACUAGAAAUCACAUCGCACUCACAUUGGGAAAACAAGUUGAGCAGAACUCAAGCUGGAACUCUUACCCAACUUGCAGUCAAGACCCUCAGGCCUGAUGUAGGAAUAUAGAAUGUUCUCCCUUUUGAAGAGGAUCUCUCUGGUUGCAGACAAGUGCUCUCUGCCCAAGCUAGUCAGAACACAUGCCACCUCCUUGGUUGUUGUGUCUCAACCCUAAAUUGAAGGGACACCAAGCUCUUUGAAUCAGAGUAACCUUGUGUAUUGUGACAUGGACACCACGUGUCUCCAGAGCUGAGAUAAACAAAGAUGGUUCUUCUUACAUUUCAACAUAAGAGAACCAAAACCACCCUACCUCUAUAAAAACAAAUGGGAGGUAGGUGUCUUUUAUGCAGGCACAUAGCAGCCAACUUGAGAUCUUCAGACUUGGACUUUGAAAAUAUCUAUAUACCUCUCUUGUGCGUCGGAGUUUGCUAACUAUUUUGUGCCUCAGUCAACAUAUGCAGAAAAGAUUUUAUUGUCAACUCCCAGGGAUGGAAGUGCCUUUGUAGGACUUUAAAUAAAGUCAUUUGACAUUGUAGCUUUCAGCUUUUCCUUCCCCUUUUUGUUACACCUCCAGUUUUGCAGCAGGCCUCCUCUCAGGCCCCUGAUUAAGAUCCUAUUAUCCUGCAGUCUCCUCUCUUUCUGUUCCAGUAACAUACCUCAGGUAGCCCUGAGGGAGCACUUGUCAGGAAAGCUCUAGGGCACUACCUUC
This is a messenger RNA of Phasianus colchicus (ring-necked pheasant), 1227 nucleotides long. RefSeq names its product coiled-coil domain containing 167 (gene CCDC167). Lineage: Eukaryota; Metazoa; Chordata; Aves; Galliformes; Phasianidae. The record is from RefSeq and is a predicted model, not a curated record.